CCCACCCUCUCUUUCUCUCUACCAGGUUCACUUCAAACCUUAACCUUUCUUUUUCUUCCGUCGUUCCCCCAUGCCCUCCAAUUUUAUUUGGGAUUCGCUACAACUCACCUAGUUGUGAGCGCACAGCCUCUCCAACCUUCACACUUCUGCUUUUGCACCUUGUCUCUCCACCACGCCGCUUCCACCUGCUCAACAACAUAUAUACACCAACAUCCCACGCUCAUCCAAGACUCUCCUCAGCCCCUUCACUCUUAUCACCCAUCAUCCACUCCAUCAGCCACUCUAUCAGCCAAUACACUGUCCUCAGUCCUUGCUUGACCGUCCGUCGCAUAAUCAUAUAAACCAUACAUCCACACACAUAUACAUUGUCAACAACCAUCCGUCGCUUCGACAUUUAUACUGCCUCCACCUCUCCCUCCCGCGGCAGUCUUCUCUAGCCUUCAGCCCACGACCGCCAUCGCCAUGGCUUCCCAGCGGAGAGGACCGUGGUCACAACAAGAGGACGCCUACCUGAUGCAGCUUGUCAAUGAUCAGGGUCCCUUAAACUGGGUACGGAUUGCCCAGGCCCUGGGAACUAGGACGCCGAAGCAGUGCAGAGAACGAUUCCACCAGAACCUCAAGCCCACACUAAACCAUGAGCCCAUCACGCCUGAAGAAGGCGCCCAGAUCGAAAUACUCGUCAGCGAGAUCGGCAAGAGGUGGGCAGAGAUUGCACGACGCCUGCAUGGCCGCAGCGACAAUGCCGUCAAGAACUGGUGGAACGGAAGCCAGAACCGACGGAAGCGUCACGACCGCCGCAGAGCUACCCAGAGCACCUCUGGUUACGACGAUCGACGAUACAAUUCGUCUGCGUACCAACGCCCGGCACUCACCAUAAACUCUCACGCCGCUUCUCUCCCCUACGCCAGGCAUGGCAUGUCUUCUCCUGUGUCCCCUGCAUUCUACGCUCAUGGUCAUGGCUACUAUCAACUUGAGUCACCUCUCCCAUCUCCGAAUUCCACUUCUUCGCCUGGAAGUGAUGUUCUCGAUGGCGAGGCAUCCACAGUCUCAGACGCAGCAUCCAGCUACACCACAUCUCCCCAGUGCCUUUCGCGAGGCAACACACCGUCCAUCCAGCUGGCUCCUCUCCGCAUGGACGACAACUCGGCCCCUCGAUCUCUUCCUCCCUUUGGCAGUCUCCUACACGCAUCAUGUGAAAGCAAAGACGCUGGACACAUUCGUCUGCCAUCAAUCACAUCACAUCUCUUGACCGCGCCCAACUCGCCUGUGGGGAGCGUUGCUCGGCAGGUUCCGCCGCCAACCUCGCCCUCCGCUGCGGACAAGGACUCUAGGAUGGAUGUCUCCGCGCUGCUUGGAUGAGGACUCUUGUCCCAUCUUCUAAACAUUCACCACUAUGUACGCUUCUAUAUUUAACCGAAAAGGACGUGUUGGGCAAGCGAUCCCAAUGGCGCAACUGCACAAUGGGAAGGAACAUGUGGUUACAAAUGGCCUAAGAGCUGUUUUUGUAUUUCUGUAUUAGGCUGAUCUUUAAAACCCCAGCGAGGGGAUGGCGUACUUAGGAGACCGACAUAUGAAGGCCUGGCAUGGGAAGGCGGUGGGAUGGUAGAGGUUCACCGGGAAAAGCACCUAGCCAUAUUCUCAGUUUGGUCGAGUUCUAUUUCAGCGCACUAGGUGUGGAGACCACCAAUAAUCAAACACAUCC
Messenger RNA from Colletotrichum destructivum, 1702 nucleotides. Its product is annotated as Putative SANT/Myb domain, Homeobox-like domain superfamily protein. Bases 463 to 1359 code for a protein of 298 amino acids. NCBI's taxonomy places the organism in Eukaryota, Fungi, Ascomycota, Sordariomycetes, Glomerellales, Glomerellaceae. Gene Ontology annotation, biological process: mitotic cell cycle; positive regulation of transcription by RNA polymerase II. The record is from RefSeq and is a predicted model, not a curated record. The transcript has a single exon.